UCUAGAUACUCUGUGCACCCGAAAUUUAGUUCACUAUUGUGUAUAUUAGUGAUUUUUCGCUCCUGCUGUUUUUCAGUACGCCAUUCAAAAAUAAGAAAAAUUUUAUAAAUUCAGACUACCCAAGCAAUUUUUUCUGGAGUUAAUUUAUGCAAUUAGUAUAGGCACUAUACAACCAUUAUUGGCACUUGUAACAAACAAAUCAACAUAAACAUAGAGGAAAUGUGAAGAGAUCUACAAUUGGAAAAGUGCAACACUCUGAGAUCUCCAAAUGUGUUUUCGAUUAACUUCAACAUGGAAACCAGUUGUCCUGCUUAUGAAGCGCCUGGAGUAAAUCAAAUAAUGGGUAUUAAAUACUAGACGCGAUGACUUGUUUGAUAUUCGAACAACUAUAGUGGGUAAGCUAAAAGGAGUCGUCGCUAAUGAGUACUAAUAAAACGAAACAUCACAACUUAUUAUACUGGUACUUGUAAUAUGGAGAAUUGUAAAAACAACAAUCAACCAACAACAACGUUGCAGCAGCAACAUACACAUCAACAUGGAGCUUCUGUUUCUGCUGUAAAAAUGAAUAGUAAUAGUAAUUGCGCGACGCCAGUUCACUCCGAGCAGCCACGUGGAUCCUUUUUUGAAUAUACACCACCUAUAGGCGAUGCGUCAACGGAUAAUGAUGAUAUUAGUAGCAAUAAAAGCACGCCCUAUUAUACGCCUUUGGAAUUUAUCCAUGGUACCUUUGAGUUUCCGUCGCCCACAAAAUUGGAACACAUGGAAGACAUAGUUGAGUUGCAUUGUUCGUCGCCACCUGCGUCCGAACAAACGGAAAUUGUUUUACAAAGAAAAACACCCACGCCAACUCAUGUCGCUGCGUCACGUUCUUUAGCAGGAGCCAGGCAACAGUUAUCCAGCAGUACAUCGCCGGUUGUGUCGCGAAAAUUAAGACGAUUCUCCCUAUAUGAAAGAAGAUCGUGUUCACCGCAGCAGCUUUUAAUAAAAAAUGCGGUAUCCGCUUCAAUGGAUAGCAGCACGGAAUGUGUGGCCGCAAUGGCGGACAAAGAGAAUGCUAAACCUUUAUAUAGAUCAGGAAUGGCUAUGACGGAAAGGAGAGAUCCGCAUCUACGUUCAAAUAGUGGCAAUAGUUCUCCAAUAGCGCUUUUGGAAGCUGAUGCUGUUUCACCAAAGAUACUCGAUAUUAAUACUGCUGGCGGUAGCAGCAGUAGCACUCGGCUGCCCUGUUCCCCCAAAUUGUUGGCUUCGUUAAAUAAUUUGAAUUUAACUGGUUCUCCACUUGGCGUGAUUAGUUCGGCGGGAUAUAAAAAUGGCAACUACUUUAAAUUUCCAGAGAUUGAUCAAGUGGUACAUGAUCAAUCCGGUCCUGAUCCACCAACUGAGGAUGCCUCCCCUUGUGUGUGUGACAAUCAACAAACGCGAAACAGCAGACAACGGAACAAUGGGUCCAGCAAAGAACGCCAAAAGUCAGUUUCCUCUAAUAGCAAUUCAAAUACAUGUUUGAAUAGGAAUUGCCAGGAAUCACGCAACGAUCCAACGACAACAUCAACGUCCACCAAACCAAGUGCAAUACAUUCAACUGCAGCUGACGGUAAAAAAAAUCGGAAAAAUAAAAAUAAUUUGACUAUAAAAAUUACGGAUGUGCCCUGUACUAUAAAGGGACCAAGCGCGAUCGUACCGACCUCUCCUUCUCCUUCAUCAAAACCGAAAACACCAACAAUCAAAAGCACCAAAGAGAAAGCACUGUCACUUGACUCAGCAGCAAAGGAAUCAGAACUAACAAUUAUAGUUUCGUCUGGCGGGCGAAACAAUUCCCACGCCAGUUGUGAUGAGAUCGACGCUCAAACGCUUCGCCGUGGCUAUCUUCCGCUGCAACAAUUUAUGCCGCGUAGCGUUAGUGGUGCACGUUUCGAGCGGGUAAGUGGUGAUCGCUCUUUGCGAAUUCCCUCGGCGGCCGCAAGUAAUCGUUCCACCUCCCUUUCGCAACUGGCACUGCUAGGUGAUGGUAUGCUUACUACACAUGCCCAUCUUCAAACUCAAUCUUUAUGUCCGAGUAGUACUACAUCUUCAUUAAAAACACCACUGAGUGGUAGUAGUUUUCCUCGGACACCGCGUCGCCGUUUACCCGGCGGUAGUAGCGCGAGCAGCAAUGCGUCUACCGAAUGGUUGGCGGUCUAUCAUCGCAACCGAAACUCUGCAGACGCCUAUGCUACUAUUGGAGGAGAAUCUGAGUUGUCAGAACACCCGCAAGCCGAUGCCGACACCGUAGUCGUUCUGCCGGAAGGUACCGACAAUGGAGGAAGGACAGGUAGUAACAACACUCUGUUGACAGCGCCUUACGCGCCUGGAACGGCAACGCUGGCUCUCACACCACAUCGUGGAAUCCAUAAGCAUAACGCCAUGCUACACGCAUCAAAUACGAAUUUAAAAACUCUUCCUGAAUUCCUAACACUGGUCGAAUUUUCAACAACGACGAAUGCAUCUAGUGCGCAUCAACCGCAUAAACAAAAGUCUAUGGAGCUGCCCAGUGCUACGAUGCGACCUAAACCGAUAUCAUCAGCUUCUUCCACGAAUUUGCUACAGCGUCGCGGCUCCAAUCACAGUCUAACGCUGAAUCUACACGGUUCGUGCAGUAAUUUACUUGGUAAUUGUCGCAGCGGUUUAAGUGUCUCCAACUAUAGUCUUGGUCCCGCCGUUACUAAUUCCACAACAAACUUAAAUUCGAAAUCAAGUUGCAAUAUAGAUUUAAGUGGUGCGCCCAUUAUAACACAGCCACAUGCUCAUGCUACUCCAACACAAGGUGCCAAACAGAGCCUUUUCCGACGACGCGGUUCUAAUCAAAGUCUUACGCUAACAAGUCUAACAGCAGCCUCAUGCGGAAAUCUCAAUUCCUACGCCAGCCAACAUUCGCUGAACAAGGUUACACGCACUUCUUCAUUUAUCACACAAACUCAGAACACCACCAGUAAUGCUACGACUAAGCGUGGGCUUUUGGAAAGACGUGGCUCCAAUCAGAGCCUCACACUGAAUAUGGGCAGUUCAUUUGGCGGAAUCGGCACCGAAAGACAAGUGCACGCCAGCAGUAGUCUCUUUUUGGGUGACACUUGUGUCGAAGAAUCCGAUAUGAGUGCAUUGCAUUCGAAGCCAUCCUGCUGUGCACCACCCACACCGCAUAGGCGAUUUUUCAGUAGCGAAAGUCUGAAUCGUGGCUCCACACCUUUUGCAGAUUUGAAUCAAGCUCACCGACGAAACGCUAAGCAAGUUUGCUUUGGUUCCGUAUCAGAUCUUAAGCCAAGCGCCAGUAUGUUGUUGGAUUGUGCCGUUAACGGUGGAGGUGGUGCAGGCACUGGCAGUCAGCAACAGUUGGGCGAAGUACGCCGUGAUAGCUUCAAUUUUCAGGAUAGCACCGUGUGUUCAUGCACUGGUGUACGAAAUAUUAUGACGCGCCCAUUGUCUCCGCAGAGUACAAGUGAAGAGUUCAAAAUCUACUUAGCCAAUAUACAGAUGCUACAGAAUGCUUCCAAUGCCCUUAAUCAGCUUGAUUUAAUUAAACUGAAUUACAUUUUCGACAACACCUAUGCGUCGCAUAACAAAGGAUUAGCGGAACAAGCAGUACCAAUGUUAAGUGUCCGUGCUAAUAAAGAGGCCGAAACACCGCCGGGCACCAGAGUUACUACUUCCGAAGACUGCGAAGUAGCUGAACGCUAUUUGGCAGCAGUGCAAUCGGUGCUCACAACGGUACAACCAGACGAUGAUGAGCAAAAGCGAAUCUUCUGCGAUUUGCAUAAAGAAUUUUGGGAUCUUCCGUUGAAUCACCAAGAGAAACCGAUGGUAUUCGGCUCACAGGCCAAGAAUCGGUACAAAACGAUUUUACCAAAUGAAAACUCGCGCGUGUUGCUGGAAAAAGAGGGGAAACAGCUGGCUGAAUUGGCCGAAGAUAUUCGAGAAGAACAUGCAGACUUAGCCGAGCACAUAUCACGGCAACUACACAUAUCCGACGAAGUUCCCUAUAUCAACGCAAAUUACAUAAAGGGUCCGGACUAUACAUCGAAAUGUUAUAUGGCCACUCAGGGGCCCUUGCCGAACACGAUAUUCGAAUUCUGGCUAAUGGUAUACCAGAAUACUCGUCGAUAUUUUCAAACCACCGACAAUAAGGCGGGUACGAUACAAUACUAUCAAAAAGUCAUAAUGCUCACGAAUUUCGCGGAAAACAAUCGACAAAAAUGUGCCGUUUAUUUUCCCAUCGAACUGAACGAAAUAUUCAUAACGACCAGUUGGCACGAGGUCGUUACACCCACUGCGGCGGCAGCGGAUUUUUUUAACGCAUAUUUGCUGCCAAACGAAAGCACUCCACCUCCGCUAAACUUGGCUGAUGGCGGUACAGAGCCUGAACCUCACAUCGGCAUCGAAUACUAUCAGGCCGAAGUUAGCGAGGAACUGCAACCCUUUCUACCAUCGACGCGUGGCAAUUACUUCGUUAUCAAGAACAUUGGGAUCGUGCGUAAGAACGGUUUCUCGAUACGUAAGCUGGUCAUUUUGUAUUGCAUCAACAUCGGCGCUAAUACUAAGGAGUCUAGUGCUGGCAACCGCAACACAAUCUUGCUAAUCAACCGUUUGUACUGUUAUCAUUAUUGGUAUCCCGAUUGGCCCGACCACCGCUCGCCACGCGACAUCAAUACAUUGCUCGACAUUUGUUUGCACAUACUUAACCUCGGCAAAUGCGAGUCGGAAUUUGAUUCCUUCGAAAUAGACGACGACGACGACGACGUUAUUUCGGUCCUACAACCACAAACAACGCAUGCUUCGCAUAUUGCAGCGCAACCGGUAGAUUUGUAUCAACAGGAUAUAUUCAAUGCCAUGCAGCCACUGCCAGUUAUACAUUGCUCCGCAGGCAUCGGACGCACUGGCUGUCUGACAGCCAUACUAAAUGCUGUUCGACAGCUACGACAAUCAUUCGCCUAUUCGCUAACCACAAUGGCCGCAGAGGCUCGCAAAAAGCAGGAAAGCAGCGCUGGCGCUGGCGGUGAAUUAGCCGCACAAACGCUACUCAGCCCUGUAGACUUUGCAUUACCUAGCCGGUUCGUAGAAGAAGCGCAGCGCGCUAUUACAACGCCGAACGGGGUAAUCGACACGGAGAGCAGUUUCACACGUAAUACGCUCUACUACAUCAAUUACAUACUGCGACAUAGACAGCAGCAACAAAGUGACGAUGAUGAGCAUAAGGAUAACCACGAAUUAGAUGGAGUAACAGCUGAAGCGGAGUCGUUGCCUUGGCCAUUGCCAACUAUAAAUGAUCUGCCAAAAAUUCCCGACAUUUUUGUCGAUGUGUUGGGCAUUGUCUGCAAUCUGCGUCUCCAACGCGGUGGCAUGGUACAAAAUUCGGAGCAGUACGAAUUAAUCCAUCGAGCUGUAUGUCUAUAUUUGAAGCGUACAUUUGCGUUGAAGCGUUUCUAAGCUCAAAAUCGUAAGAUAAUUAAAAAUAAUAAUAUUUAGCAAUAUCUUUGCAGGAGUAACACUCCAAGGCUAAGUUCACGUAAUAAGUAAUUAGCUCAAAGCGUAUCGAAUAGCAUGCUAAAGCUGUUGACUGUUAGCAAAUGCAUUUGUAUGUAACAUAAUUAUAAUUAUUAGUUUUGAUACCCGAGCACAGCUCCGUUGAAGAUGGAGUAUUUUAUAGCUUUUCGAUUUACGAUACUAUUUAUUAUUAUUUUUCUAUAAGACUACAUAUAAGCGCAUUAAUUUAAAUACGUUUUUAGUUCGUUGAUUUAAUCAAAUGAAUUAGUUCAAAGCCAGUUAGAUUUAUAUUGUCAGAUGAGAAGCGAAAAACCUGCAAAAGCAAUCUCAAUAAAUCGAAAGUCUUUUCUAAAUCGACUUGUAAACACUUUUCUGAAUCGGGAAGGAUCCAAUAUUAAAAUAUUACGUUUUGAAUAUUAUGCCCAAAUUGGGUUAUGCAGUCAUUUAAGUAAAUAAUACGUGUUUACCUUGAAAUGUAAACAAGCAUGCUUGAACAGCUGUGUCCAAACACCAAAAACAGAUUUGAAAAUCAAAAAAGUUUAUAAAUCCGUUUAUAUAAUAUUAGAAAUUGCGAGUAAUUUAAGCAUAUUUUAAAAAAUCGAUAUCAUCAAAAAACGCAUUUUAGAAACACGGCAAUUCUACCACAUUUUUUCAAAUAAGUUUUGUUUGCCUUUACGCAAAUGUACGUGAAUAUGAGCACGAUCCUUGAUGGCGCAUUGGAAUGUCUAAAAUAAAGCGUGGCGUAAUAAGCCUAACAACAAAAACUGAAAAUUUAACACGAAAAUUUCAAAUAUUAUUAAAUGUAAUUGUUGUUAGUAUAAAUGUAUGUAUGUAUGAAUUGUACGCAUAGUAGAUAAAUGAAACUCGAAAUUAGUGAAUAAUAUUUUUUGCAACUUUCAAUUUGCAUAUGUAUGUAUAUAUGUAUUUGUGUAUGUGUAUGUUGUAAAAUAUAGGUUUUUGUACGCGUUUGGUUUAUACGCUUUAAAAUAUAAAUACAAUCCAAUUCGAUUCGAUUCGAUCAAAUUCGAAACACCGUGACUCCAAAAAUAAUUUUCAAUGAAUUACUGCAAUUAAAUUCUAAUUGAAAUAAUAUGUAGUAAAUCAAUCAAAGCCAAAUACAGAAUGAUACACAAUAAAUUUAAAUUUAAAAAAUAUACAUAAUUAUUUAAAAUAUAUGGUAUUAAAAUAAAACUGUAGUAGUAAGUUGUAUACAAUUUUGUUCUCCAAUUACUUUUCACAAGGCGAUUUUAAAACGUCCGUUACAAUAAGUUGUACACAUCGGCAGCAAAAUUUCGAUUUUAAUUGUUUCAUAAGAAAACAUUUAUUUUCACUAAACAAUAAAUUAAGUUUCGAUAAUUUGUAUUUUAUAAGCAAAAGGAUUUUUUAAAUAGUCUCUAAGCGAAUGGACUAGUCAAAUAAAUGAAUAAAUAUUUAAUGAAAAUAUA
Bactrocera dorsalis (oriental fruit fly) is the source of this 6956-nucleotide messenger RNA. RefSeq lists its product as uncharacterized. NCBI's taxonomy places the organism in Eukaryota, Metazoa, Arthropoda, Insecta, Diptera, Tephritidae. Gene Ontology annotation, biological process: protein dephosphorylation. The transcript has 3 exons. Bases 472 to 5454 code for a protein of 1660 amino acids. The record is from RefSeq and is a predicted model, not a curated record. Gene Ontology annotation, molecular function: protein tyrosine phosphatase activity.